AUGGCUAUCAUCCAAAUCGGAAGUAGCCCCACCGUGACUUGCGCGUUUCAUCCGCCAAGAAGCCGCUGCAUCGCGACGAUUCAUUUCGCAGCUUCGGAGCUGCGGUUAACGAGAACCGUGGGGGCGCAGAGGCAGGCGCCUCGGUGUUCUCGGUUGCGAUGGCCGGCGAAAUCGUUUACGGCGACAUUACCAAGUGUGCGAGGCUCGCAAGCGAUCAUAGUGCGAGCAUCGCGCCAGGCGAUGCCCGCCAGCCAGCCAGUGAUGAUCCGCUGCGCUGACGGGGAGAAUGGGCGUCCGAGAUGCGGCGACUUCAGUGGGACUGUGCGAUCCUUAUCAGCUCGAGCUGAUCAAGGCAAUGGCAAGAGAAGGCGAAGUGUCAAGAGCAGGGCCCAGGGAGAAGGAGCAGGAGACACCGCUACAGCCGCUACAGCCGCCGCUACAGCCGCAGAUGUGCAGGCAGCAGUGGAGGCGAUGCGAGCGCGGGAGAUCAAGAAAGAGCUCGAGAGCCUGGGCGUCAUCCUGCGCAUGCCCAUGCGUCGCCUCGCCACCACCGCCAGAGAGCCGCGUGAAUACGUCAUUCUCCCCCUAGAAGUUGCCGGGAAGGGCCCCUUUGAUUUUCUCCUAGACACCGGCAGCAGCACCACCCUAGUCUCCCCGGGUUUCGCUUAUGGCACUAUCGGGUUGUCUACUAACGAGGGCAGGAUGACUCAGGGGCUGGGAGGCAUGGGGCCGGAGGGGAAGCAGGGCCGGGAGCUGCUGCUGCCGGACGUGAGGCUCGGGGAGUUUAGGUUCGGGCCGACGCAAGCAGUGGUGCUGGACCUGCAGUAUACGGGCCUGCCUGGUUCGGUGGCGGGGAUUAUGGGGCUGUCGUUCCUGUCGGCUUUUGACAUGGACUUUGACUUUCCCAGCAGCACUCUCACCAUCAUGCACUCAGGUGCAGCGCUGGCAGCAGCAGGCAAGUGGACGGCAGGAGGCACCAUCCCCCCUCCGCCCUCUGCUGCUGCUGCUGCCUCUCAGGGUUUGGAUUUCGAGGGGCUAGCCAUGCUCGCACCAGCCACUGUUCCCUUCAACCUGCCCGCGGUCCAGAUCUCGGUGAAUGGCAAGCACCUGGAGACGGCGAUUCUUGACAUGGGGUCGGGACUCAGCCUUAUCACCACUGCAGUGGCUUCCCGUGCCGGCAUCACCCCUUCCAGCAUUGGUGUAGCAUCAAUGGUGGACGUGGGAGGUGGAACAACACAAAUGGGAGGAGCAGUAGCGGAUCUGUUCCUUAUAACGAAGCAAGGAGGGCCAGCAGGGACGUCGGGCGGCCGUAUCCCCUUUACAAGCCACCCCAUGAUAGUGGGGGACCUGCCAGCCCUGGCAGUGAUGGGAGCAGGGGCAGUGAUGGGGAUGGAUGUGCUCAAGAGGACUCGCUGUGUGGUGUGUUUCAAGGAUAACAGGGUUCUGCUACAGAAGAAGUAUUAG
Closterium sp. Yama58-4 is the source of this 1464-nucleotide messenger RNA. NCBI's taxonomy places the organism in Eukaryota, Viridiplantae, Streptophyta, Zygnematophyceae, Desmidiales, Closteriaceae. The record is from the annotation of a GenBank genome assembly.